AUGGCGGCCUCGCUUAGCCUCCAGUCCAAGCAGAAGCUUAACAGCGGCUACGAGAUCCCCGUACUGGGAUACGGCGCCGAGGAGGUCACCACUGAGGCCAUUAAGGUCGGCUAUCGUCAUAUCGACUCGGCAGCCUCGUACAAGAACGAGGCCGGCGCCGGGGGCGCCAUCCGCAAGGCCAAGGAUGUUCCCCGCUCCGAGAUCUUCUUCACGUCCAAGGUCCGCUACAUCCAUUACGACGGUGCCAAGGACCAGGUCGAGAAGACCCUGAAAGAGACGGGCCUGGACUACAUCGACCUGAUGCUCCUGCACUGCCCAUACGGCGGCUCGGCCGGCCGAAAAGGCGCCUGGAAGGCCCUCGUCGAGGCCCAGGAGGCCGGCAAGGUCCGCUCCAUCGGUAUCAGCAACUACGGCGUGCACCACCUCGACGAGCUCGAGACGCACAUCAAGGAGCUCGAAGAGGAGCGCGGCGGGCCGGGCAAGGGCGGCGCCAUUAACGUUGCGCAGUACGAGAUCCACCCCUGGUGCGCGAGGAACGACAUUGUCCAGUGGCUGCAGAAGCGCAACGUCGCCAUCGAGGCCUACAGCCCUCUCGUCAGAGGCGAGAGGUGGGGCGAGAAGAACCUCAAGGCGUUGGCCGACAAGCAUGGCAAGUCCGAGGCCCAGAUCCUGUUGCGUUGGAGCUUGCAGAAGGGCUACAUCCCUCUGCCCAAGAGCGUCACUCCUGCUCGUAUCCUCGACAACACAAAGAUCUACGAUUUCCAGCUGUCAGACGAAGAUCUAAAGACCCUUGAGACUGAUGAGUAUGCCCCGGUCUGUUGGGACCCAACCGUCAGCCCAUUGGAUGGGCCUCAGAGCGGCUGA
This is a messenger RNA of Colletotrichum spaethianum, 864 nucleotides long. Its product is annotated as putative oxidoreductase. The transcript has 3 exons. The record is from RefSeq and is a predicted model, not a curated record. Lineage: Eukaryota; Fungi; Ascomycota; Sordariomycetes; Glomerellales; Glomerellaceae. Bases 1 to 864 code for a protein of 287 amino acids. Gene Ontology annotation, molecular function: oxidoreductase activity.